Molecule: messenger RNA, 780 nt
Organism: Macrobrachium nipponense
Lineage: Eukaryota; Metazoa; Arthropoda; Malacostraca; Decapoda; Palaemonidae
Product: protein FAM200C-like
Exons: 1
Coding region: 1-780 (259 amino acids)
Source: RefSeq, a predicted model, not a curated record
AUGAAUGAAUGUUGCUUGAAACGAAUGAAACUGGACUCACGUGGAGCAUUUCAGACGCAAAGUAGGAAUGUACUCAAGGCUUCAUAUGAUGGUAUCAGCAUUGCUAAAGCUAAACAGAAAAAUCCUCUUACUAUUGGCGAAACUCUUAUAAAACCUUGUGCUUUAAAGAUGGUUAACCUUGUUUUGGGAGGUGAUAGUGCGAAAAAAAUUCAGCAAAUAGCACUCUCUGACAACACAGAAUCAAGACGCAUUGAAGAAAUUUCUAUUGAUAUAAAAGAACAAGUGAACAAGGAGAUAAAAGAUGUUGGCUUAUUUGCUCUGCAGUUAGAUGAGUCCACUGAUGCUUCAUCUUAUUCACAACUUAUUGUAUUUACUAGAUACGCUCAUGAGGGAAACUUAAAAGAGGAAUUUCUUUUCUGCCAGCCACUUGAAACUACCACCAACGGUGAAGAUAUUAUGAAAGAGGUAACAAACUACUUCAGUGAGUUAGGACGAUCAUGGAUGAAAGUGUGUGCAGUGUGUACUGACGAGGCACCUGCCAUGUUAGGUUCAAAAUCGGGUUUUGUGUCUAGAGUUAAAGAGAUUACUCCUGAGGUUACAAUGACUCAUUGCAUGAUCCAUCGUCAGGCACUUGCAUCUAGAACCCUCCUUAGGGAACUCCAAGCCAUCUUAGACAACGCUAUAAAGAUAUGUAAAAUCUAUGACUGUGGACACUCGUCUUUUCAAACAGUUGUCCAAAGAUUUAGAUUCCGAGAAUCAACCUCUGCUUUUCUACACUAA